Cebus imitator (Panamanian white-faced capuchin) is the source of this 2204-nucleotide messenger RNA. RefSeq names its product HCK proto-oncogene, Src family tyrosine kinase (gene HCK). The record is from RefSeq and is a predicted model, not a curated record. The transcript is spliced from 13 exons. Gene Ontology annotation, cellular component: extrinsic component of cytoplasmic side of plasma membrane. Gene Ontology annotation, biological process: cell differentiation; innate immune response; protein phosphorylation. NCBI's taxonomy places the organism in Eukaryota, Metazoa, Chordata, Mammalia, Primates, Cebidae. Bases 273 to 1874 code for a protein of 533 amino acids. Gene Ontology annotation, molecular function: non-membrane spanning protein tyrosine kinase activity; ATP binding; signaling receptor binding.
AAGGCGCCUAGAUGGCCUGCGGGCGCCACCGCGUCCCCGGUCCUAGCCCGGGAGCACAUCAGAGGCUUAGAGGCGAGUGGGAGGGAACCCAGACGGUGCAGAGCGAGAAAAGCCGGCGGCACCAAAGCCCCUCGGAGCGCCGCCCCCACCUCUAGUUCUAGAAAGUCAGUUUCCGGGCACUGACACCCAGGAACCCCGGGGGCUGCCGAGCUGGGGGGGCGCUCGAGCUGCGAGGAUCCGGGCUGCCCGCGAGACGGGGAGCGGGCGCCCAGAUGAACGACCCAGCACACCAAGAGUCUGACUGUGUUCCUUUAUUUCCAAAGCACAAAACGAAAACUGCUCAAGUCUUGAGGAUGGGGUGCGUGAAGUCCAAGUUCCUCCGGGCCGGAGACAAUACAUUCUCAAAAACUGAACCCAGCGCCAACCCGCACUGCCCUGUGUACGUGCCGGAUCCCACCUCUACCAUCAAGCCGGUGAGUAGGGGAGGUCCCAGUUUCCCUGGGGGCUGCCGGAUGCUGCCCCAACAUUGCCCUAACAGCCUCCUGUCUUUCCAAGACUGGGCAGGGCUCAUCGAGGUGACCUUGCAUUCGAAAACCCUUGGAUCUCUGAGUUUGCCACACCUGAUCCCCUACAGCCUUCACCGUCCGUGGCCCCAGCUGAACCGUUCUGAGUCUCCCAUGGGCACAGGGCCCUGCCAUGGCUGUGGACACCUCCACUCCCUCCUGUCCCUCAGAUCCGGGGAGUGGUGGAAGGCGCGGUCCCUGGCCACCCGGAAAGAGGGCUACAUCCCAAGCAACUAUGUCGCCCGCGUUGACUCUCUGGAGACAGAGGAGUGGUUCUUCAAAGGCAUCAGCCGGAAGGAUGCAGAGCGCCAACUCCUGGCUCCUGGCAACAUGCUGGGCUCCUUCAUGAUCCGGGAUAGUGAGACCACGAAAGGAAGCUACUCUUUGUCCGUGCGAGACUACGAUCCUCGGCAGGGAGAUACCGUGAAACAUUACAAGAUCCGGACCCUGGACAACGGGGGCUUCUACAUAUCCCCCCGAAGCACCUUCAGCACCCUACAGGAGCUGGUGGCCCACUACAAGAAGGGGAACGAUGGGCUCUGCCAGAAACUGUCGGUGCCCUGCAUGUCGUCCAAGCCCCAGAAGCCUUGGGAGAAAGAUGCCUGGGAGAUCCCCCGGGAAUCCCUCAAGCUAGAGAAGAAACUUGGAGCUGGGCAGUUUGGGGAAGUCUGGAUGGCCACCUACAACAAGCACACCAAGGUGGCAGUAAAGACGAUGAAGCCAGGGAGCAUGUCGGUGGAGGCCUUCCUGGCAGAGGCCAAUGUGAUGAAAACUCUGCAGCACGACAAGCUGGUCAAACUUCAUGCGGUGGUCACCGCGGAGCCCAUCUACAUCAUCACGGAGUUCAUGGCCAAAGGAAGCCUGCUGGAUUUUCUGAAAAGUGAUGAGGGCAGCAAGCAGCCCUUGCCAAAACUCAUUGACUUCUCAGCCCAGAUUGCAGAAGGCAUGGCCUUCAUUGAGCAGAGGAACUACAUCCACCGAGACCUCCGAGCCGCCAACAUCUUGGUCUCUGCAUCCCUGGUGUGUAAGAUUGCCGACUUUGGCCUGGCCCGGAUCAUAGAGGACAAUGAGUACACGGCUCGGGAAGAAUUCCAUGGCUCCUUUUCAGGGAUGUCAAACCCUGAAGUGAUCCGAGCUCUGGAGCGUGGAUACCGGAUGCCCCGCCCAGAGCACUGCCCAGAGGAGCUCUACAGCAUCAUGAUGCGCUGCUGGAAGAACCGUCCGGAAGAGCGGCCGACCUUUGAAUACAUCCAGAGUGUGCUGGAUGACUUCUACACGGCCACAGAGAGCCAGUACCAACAGCAGCCAUGAUGGGCAGGACCAGGGCAGGGCCAGGGGCCCAGGUGGUGGCUGCAAGGUGGCUCCAGCACCACCCACCAGGGCCCAGGCUGCCUUCCUACUCCCAGACACCCACCCUCGCUUCAGCCACAGUUUCCUCAUCCGUCCAGUGGGUAGGUCGGACUGGAAAAUCUCUUUUUGACUCUAGCAAUCCAUAAUCUGACAUUCUCAGGAAGCCCCCAACUUGAUAUUUCUGUUUCCUGAAAUGGUUAGAUUUCAGUUACAGCUGUGGUUUGGAUGGGAAACUUUCAAAAUAGUGAAAUGAAUAUUUAAAUAAAAGAUAUAAAUGCCAAAAUCUUUACC